Messenger RNA from Sphenostylis stenocarpa, 888 nucleotides. Lineage: Eukaryota; Viridiplantae; Streptophyta; Magnoliopsida; Fabales; Fabaceae. The record is from the annotation of a GenBank genome assembly.
AUGUCGAUAAACCACUUCUCACCAGAAGCGAGACUAUACUGGAGCGAGCAACAACCGGCCGCCACGUGGCUCGGCAACUCUCAUACUCCUCGUUUCAACCUGAACGACAACCAGGAGGAGGUGGAGGAGGAGGAAGAGGAGGUGGUGGCGGCGGAGAAGGGUGGUGGUGGCGCGACGGAAGAGGAGGAGAAGGAAGCGAUGUUCGAGAAGCCGUUGACUCCGAGCGACGUGGGGAAGCUGAACCGGUUGGUGAUCCCGAAACAGCACGCGGAGAAGCACUUCCCGCUGGAGUCUUCGUCGUCGUCGUCGUCGUGCGGUGACAGCGCGAAGGGUGUGUUGCUGAGUUUCGAGGACGAGUCCGGGAAGUGCUGGCGCUUCCGUUACUCUUAUUGGAACAGUAGCCAGAGUUACGUUUUGACCAAAGGAUGGAGUCGUUACGUGAAGGACAAACGGCUUCACGCUGGCGACGUGGUUUUCUUCCACAGACACCGGACCCAUCCUCAACGCUUCUUCAUCAGCUCCACCCGCCGCCAACCGAACCCCCCCGCUCACGUUACCAGGAGCGCCACACCCUCCUUCUACUCUGCGCACCCUUAUCCUGCGCAUCACCUCCCUUUCCCAUACCAACCUGACUGUCUUCAUGCACCACCAGGUGGAGGGUCCCAAGGACAGAACGAAACGACACCGGGAGGGAACAGUUCAAGUGGCAGGGUGCUGAGGCUGUUUGGGGUGAACAUGGAAUGCCAACCUGAUAAUGAUUCCCAAAACUCCACGCCACAAUGCUCUUACACUCUCUCCUCCUCUUCACUUGCCCACCACCACUUACACCGUCAAACCUCUUAUUCUUCUUCCAACACUCACCAUCACAUGCUACGUCAACAACCAUAA